Messenger RNA from Rosa chinensis, 1276 nucleotides. Its product is annotated as receptor-like protein 33. The transcript is spliced from 2 exons. Bases 143 to 940 code for a protein of 265 amino acids. Lineage: Eukaryota; Viridiplantae; Streptophyta; Magnoliopsida; Rosales; Rosaceae. The record is from RefSeq and is a predicted model, not a curated record. Gene Ontology annotation, molecular function: protein binding.
GAGGAAGUAGCUGUAUUGAUUUCGAUCUCGCCUUGCUGUCCAAUGAUGAACACGGAAGUGGGAAGCAAUUGGUUCCCAUCUCGUCUUGCUGUCCACUCGAUGCAAUCAUGAAGUCUUUGCUGUCUAAGAUGAAAGAUCAUCUAUGUCGACCUGGCAGGCAAUGAUGGCUAACAAAGAUGAUGCUGCAUCAAAGCUCAGUCACCUUCAAUUUCACAACCAGUAUUUUCAUCAGGUUAAUUAUCAGGAUGCAAUUACUGUGACUAGCAAAGGCAUAGAUAUGGAGUUGGUAAAGAUUCUACCUGUCUUCACCUCAAUUGACUUCUCAUGCAACAAGUUCAACGGACCAAUACCUGAGGAAGUUGGAGAAUUGAAAUCCUUACAUGUUAUCAACCUGUCGGAUAAUGUUUUUACAGGUGAAAUCCCAUCAUCAUUAGGAAACUUGCAACAACUUGAGUCCUUAGACAUCUCACAGAACAACCUGGGCGGCCAAAUUCCACCACAGCUUGCAAACCUUUCUUUCCUUUCAUUCUUGAAUGUGUUAUACAAUCAACUGGUUGGGGAGAUCCCAAAAGGUACUCAGAUUUCAACAUUUUCGAAAGCUUCAUUUGUAGGUAAUAAAGGAUUAUAUGGGCCACCUUUGACAGCAGAAAACAGACCAGUGUUGUCAUCACCAACAUUAGAAGGAAGCCAUCAAAAUUCUGGAGGUGAGAUCUAUUGGGAUCUUAUCAGUGCUGAAAUUGGAUUUACAUGUGGAAUCGGAAUGGCGAUCGGAUCACUUUUGUUUUGCAAGAGAUGGAGGAAAUGGUACUACAGAACUAUGUUUAACAUCCUCGUUAAGAUAUUCCCUCAGUUGGAAGAAAGAUGUGGUAAUUACAGAGAAAUUGAACCGAGUAUGGAGAGCAAUGCAGCCGGAUUCAAUUGUGGCCGGAGCUCACUCUAGUUCUUUCCCUCUAGAAAUCUGCUUCUGCUGUCACAUUUAAGUUCAAUUCUGCUCUAGUCAUCUUUGUAAUAUGGUCACACAAAAUCAUGGAAAGCCAAGCCAUGACGUGUAAUGAUUAAAUUACUCACCUGAACAAUAACAGAACAAUCCCGCUCUUUACAGUUCUUUUCCUCGUUAUGUCUGAAGUUUCACCAAGCAUUAACCAUCCGGUAAAAAGAGGAUCCCGCUCUUUAGAGUUCGAACAUAAAAUUUGGAAUCCGUAAAAUACUUAUUACACAGUUGUUAAUACAAACAGACGAUGACAGUUUGGGCUAAACUAGCUCAUGGUCAAUGCAG